Messenger RNA from Amborella trichopoda, 1291 nucleotides. RefSeq names its product AUX/IAA transcriptional regulator family protein (gene ATAUX2-11). The record is from RefSeq and is a predicted model, not a curated record. Gene Ontology annotation, cellular component: nucleus. Gene Ontology annotation, biological process: regulation of DNA-templated transcription. NCBI's taxonomy places the organism in Eukaryota, Viridiplantae, Streptophyta, Magnoliopsida, Amborellales, Amborellaceae.
CCCAUCUUCAUCGACCUAAGUCCACAAGUACCAUUUGAACACCGGAACAAAGGGAUAACUCGCCGGAAAAGUGAGAAAUUUGCCUGAAUAAGGGAGAAGUUUUUCCGCAAAACCUGGGAGGCUUUGGGAGUUGAUAGAGAGAUGGAGAAGGCAAGAAGUUAUGAGAAGGACCUUAAUUUUGAGGAAACUGAGCUCAGGCUGGGCUUGCCGGGUUGCGAUGACUCGUCGAGUUUGACUCAGAAGGGAAGCAAGAGGGUGUUCUCCGAUACCACGGACGAUGUUAGAUCAAAGCCAUCUCCAAAUUGCACCGCCCAGAUCGAGAGGGAAGGAGCACCUGUAGCCAAGGCACAAGUAGUGGGAUGGCCGCCGGUCAGAUCCUCCUACAGGAAGAAUAAUUUGCAUGUCACAAAUUCGAUGAAAAAAACCGAGCCCGAGGCUCCCGGGUUCUAUGUGAAAGUGAGCAUGGAUGGAGCCCCUUACUUGAGAAAGAUUGACCUCAAGAAUUACAAGGGAUACCAAGAUCUUCUCAAAGCCUUGGAGAACAUGUUCAGCUGCUUCACAAUAGGUGAUUUUGCAAAGAAGGAAGGCUCUAAGACCUCAGAGUAUGUGCCCACCUAUGAAGAUAAAGAUGGGGACUGGAUGUUGGUUGGAGAUGUUCCAUGGGAGAUGUUUAUCUUCUCUUGCAAAAGGCUAAGGAUCAUGAAAGGGUCAGAUGCCAUUGGCUUGGGAUCCAAUGCUUCACACAUUUCAUCCUAUUGAUUGAGACAUCUAAAGCCAGCCAUGUGAAUGCUAAGGAUUUUGGAAAAUACAUUGAGAAAACACCUUCAGCUUGGGUUCUUCAAGUGGUGAAAGAUCUGGGUUUCUUUUUUUUUUGUCCCACUGAUAUAAAAAAGCAAGAGAGACAAAGAAAAAAGAAAAUAAUGAAAGGAAAUGAAGAUUUGAAAGGGCUUGAAGGGAGAGUUUUUCUUUCUUGUUUCAUGAACUAUGAAAGUCUUAACAAGGGCUGCUUUGGGCCCAUGCAUGUUAGUGUUUGUAAUAAAUAAUAGGACAAAGCCAAAUAUAAAAAUAUAGGCAUAGUGCUUGUUACCCAAUUGUAUAGAAGGAAAAGUUCCUUUCCAAGAUAUAAAUUGGCUAUAUUGGCACAAAGUUUUUUGGAUAUGGGAAUCAUAUGAUAAUUGUAGUUUAGAAAGUCAAGUAGAAUCUAAAUGCUCACAUGAUGUGGUCCACUGUUUUAGCUUAAUUGUGUCCUGACCACAUUAAUGUCUUUGAGCAGUUGCAGCUUGAUUCUAAA